Messenger RNA from Fusarium subglutinans, 1356 nucleotides. RefSeq lists its product as uncharacterized. The record is from RefSeq and is a predicted model, not a curated record. Bases 1 to 1356 code for a protein of 451 amino acids. Lineage: Eukaryota; Fungi; Ascomycota; Sordariomycetes; Hypocreales; Nectriaceae. The transcript has a single exon.
AUGGAGUGGCCCUCAUGGUAUGACGAAGAAAAUGAUAUCGGUGAGGCCACUGGAGUUCCCGAAUGGUAUCGUCACGUCUACCGCCAGAAUCGCGGGAUGAUCGGGUGGUAUAAGCCACACUAUAGCCAGGUUAAAGAGGCCUUUGAACAUCCACUCAGCCCAGCAGAAGCAUUCAAUCAUUUCAAGAGAUUGUGGCAAGAACAACAAGAGACUAUUGCCACAAACAGAGACGCCGAUGCGUUGAAGUAUGGGCUGCUACGUUUCCUCAAUCUGAGAAGAAUGGUAGUUAGUCCUGCAGCUCAUGGAAAACCUGGACUGCCGUGGUAUCUCACGCCUACUAUCAGAUCACUCCCACGGGGUCUCCUUUACCCUAUUGAGCGUGGAUGGCCUCUUGUAAAGACGCAUUCCAACUUUCCCGAAGCGAGGGAUUGGGGUCGCUCGGAGAAGGAUAAAUGGCGCGGCUAUUGUCUCGUCAGUCGCAUCGUCGCCCAACACCUACGGGAGAAGCCAGAGAGUAAACUUGCCGCCUUGGCAAUUGACACCAACCAGCUUCGGACAGGAAUCAGUUGUCGUAUAUUCGAUGACGCCGAGAACAGCGAGAUCGAAGACCUGAAGACCAUCCUAAGUCAUCCUGGGUUCACGGGCCUUGACCUCUCCCUACACUGCGGUAACCAGUGUAACAUGAACUGGUGCUCUUUUCGAAGUAACCAUUUGCGGAAUACACUUGCCAUGGCGAGAGAUAUCCAACAUUUCAGCCUACUCACUAAUGUUGUUUAUGUUGACGACUUCUAUGACUCUGACGACUCUGAUGGGGAGGAAGUAGACCACUUUGUCCCUUUGCAAAGCAUCUUCCCUGUCAACGACUGGCAUCAACUUCGACAUUUCGGCCUUUGUCAAUUCAUCGUCAAAAAAGACAACGUCAUACAAUUUCUUGGAGCUUUACCCCCAACCCUGGAGUCUGUUGAGCUGAGCUUCUUGAUCUUCAUGCCCGAUAGUGGCGACUAUCACAGCUUGGUGCACGACAUGCGCGAGAAGCUAGGCUGGCGCGAGCGGGACGCAGAAAACCAGCCCAAGAUAGUUGUUCGUGUUGACGUCCGAGUUUCGAGGGUUCAUGGCGCUGUGAUGAUGGAUGUUAGCAGGGAGGUGACCAGUUUCAUGUAUCAAGACGGUGAGAACCCAUUUGAAGAAGAUGAGGGAUGUGUUGAGGAUCCCUAUAUUCGUCAGAGUGAUACACUUGAAGGUAAUGGGAGGCUCUUGGAUGCAUUUGAGCCCGGUUUUGAGGAACCUAAUGUUAGCAGGCUUGCUAUAGAGAAAUCAGAGGAGGGUCUACGACUAAGAGAGACGGGAGAGGGAUGA